Trichomonas vaginalis G3 is the source of this 837-nucleotide messenger RNA. RefSeq lists its product as uncharacterized. NCBI's taxonomy places the organism in Eukaryota, Parabasalia, Trichomonadida, Trichomonadidae. The record is from RefSeq and is a predicted model, not a curated record. The transcript has a single exon. The annotation marks the transcript as partial.
AUGCGUUUAUUCGUUGGUUACAAAUCAUCAAAUCAAAGCUUUAAACAAUUAGAAGUAGAAACCGAAAGAGGUGAUGCCGGUUAUCUUCAGAUGGAUUGCGCCCGUGAAUCUUUCGCAUUUGCAACAUAUAAACCAAAAUCAGAAAGGAAAGUUAAAAAGUUUGUUCAUUCGUUAUAUAAUAAUGUUCAAAAAUAUGAUAACUCAGUAUGUGGUAAAUAUAUUGACCCCUCAGAAGUUUUCAAGAGAGCAAAUGAAGAAGUUGAUGUCACUUUUGAUAUGAUUAUUCCAGUAAAUGAUUUGUUAGCAUUUCAGGCGUUCGAUGAUUAUCCCAAAUCAUUUGGUGAUAUCAUUUUGAAAUAUUAUGUUUUCAGGGAUACUUUGGUAUUUUGCCAGGUUGACCCGUUAAGAGUUGCAGAUUUACAAAAUUAUGUUUAUGAAAAGAUAACUGAUGCAAAUUAUGAAAAGAUUAUGAAUCAUGUUUAUAAAUACGAUCGCAAAUUCCAACAAAUCGGACUUCCUGCCAAAUUAAUUACAAGCUUAGCCGAGACAACUGCUGACGCAACAGUUGAUGACGUUAUUAUUUCAUGCACAAAGAUGGAAGUUUUAGAGGAUAAAUGCAUUACACCAGGAUACGGUUUAAUUGAAGAAUCAGUUAAAGCAAUACCACGUUUAUUCAGUAAGGAAGAUCCAUUCAUGAUUCCAGCUCAACAUAUUGACGUUCGUUCACUAAAUGGAGGUUGCAUCACUCCUGAAGGUAUCAGCUCAGAUUUCUCAUACGCUCUUCAUAAUGUUACAGAUGUUGUGUUAACAUUUCCGAAGAAUGCAAUGCAAAGAACA